UGUAUUUUCGGCGAAUGCGAACGCGAUAGAUCCAAAUUUUACAAAGAACUGAAAAAGAAAUUGAGUGGAAGACUAGUUUUUCGUUAGUGGAAAGCCAACAACAUUGACUCUAAAAUCUCAGUGGAAGAAUGGCUUCUGGGUGGGGAAUCUCCCGGAGGAUACGAACAUAUAUGCGGACACAUGCACGGACACGUCGAGCACAAGUGCGGCUUCUCCAUCGUCUUCUUCCAUUAUUCUUCUAGAUCCAUGGAGAUACUCUUAAUAAUUCAAAUGUGUUGGUUUAAUCUCACCAUCACGUAAUUUACUUCAAACAUGGUCGCUAUAUACAACAAUAAAUCAGUUGAAAAUACAUUUUGGGAUAUUUCAAUUUUUAUGUAAUAUACAUUGUGUGUGUUUGUGUGUGUGUGUGUGUAUAUAUAUAUAAUAUAGAUAUUCGAAGUCUUUCCGUGUUGAAAAUUGCAACUAGAACUUAGGUGGAAUCUUAGCCGACUGUUUAUCUUGUUCUUUAAUGUCAAUGGAUUCUGUGACUCUGGUAGGAAGUUGAACGCCUUGAAACUUCAUCCCCUUCUGAGGAGAGGAGGAGCUUAUGUGGCAAAUCCAUCUCCUCUCUUAAUUAACACAGUAACAAAACUUGUUUAAAUUAAUUAAAAAAUAUUUAUUAUGAUAAUCCCACAACCCCAACAUGGAUACGAUCAGCUUCCUUCUUCUCCGUCACAGCCGCCGAUCCUAAUCCUUUCGCUUCUCCAGCUUCCUUCUUGAAUAUGGCUUCUGCUCUUGGUCGAUUUGGAAGAAGAUCGCCUCAUUCCCUUUCGAGCAUCAAGUGCUGUUCAUCUUUAUCUUCCUCUCAUUCGGAUCUUCCACGCCAAUCCACUGCCAAAUCCUUGAAUCUCUACUCCGCUAUCAAUCAAGCGCUUCACCUUGCGUUGGACACUGAUCCUCGUUCUUAUGUGUUUGGAGAAGAUGUGAGCUUUGGUGGGGUCUUUCGUUGCACAACAGGAUUAGCUGAACGAUUUGGCAAACAUAGGGUUUUCAACACCCCUCUUUGUGAGCAGGGAAUUGUGGGAUUUGGCAUUGGUUUGGCAGCAAUGGGUAAUCGAGCAAUAGCAGAAAUUCAAUUUGCAGACUAUAUUUUCCCUGCUUUUGACCAGAUUGUGAACGAAGCUGCAAAGUUUAGAUAUCGAAGUGGAAAUCAAUUUAAUUGUGGAGGUCUGACAAUCAGAGCCCCCUAUGGGGCUGUUGGCCAUGGUGGACAUUAUCAUUCACAAUCUCCUGAAGCUUUCUUUUGUCAUGUUCCUGGUAUCAAAGUAGUCAUACCCCGAAGCCCACGGGAAGCAAAAGGAUUAUUGUUAUCAUGCAUUCGUGAUCCAAAUCCUGUUGUCUUUUUCGAGCCGAAGUGGCUCUAUAGGCUGGCAGUAGAAGAGGUUCCUGAGCAUGAUUAUAUGUUGCCAUUAUCAGAAGCUGAGGUGAUUAGAGAAGGAAGUGACAUAACACUUGUUGGGUGGGGAGCGCAGCUAGCUAUCAUGAAACAGGCCUGUCUUGAUGCUGAAAAGGAAGGAAUUUCCUGCGAACUGAUAGACCUGAAGACCCUAAUACCGUGGGACAAAGAAACAGUCGAGGCCUCUGUCAGCAAGACUGGAAGACUACUUAUUAGUCAUGAAGCUCCGGUUACUGGGGGCUUUGGUGCUGAAAUCUCUUCUUCUGUUAUGGAACGUUGCUUCUUGAGGCUAGAAGCUCCGGUUGCCAGGGUUUGCGGUAUGGAUACCCCAUUCCCUCUUGUUUUUGAACCCUUCUACAUGCCAACCAAGAACAAGAUUUUAGAUGCAAUCAAAUCGACUGUAAGUUAUUAGUGCAUAAAGUCGCAUCUCAACGCAUUUACUGCCCGAGCUACAUUGUAUAUACAGUCUAGUUGACACCCGUGCAUGGGGAUGGAGACCAGAAGGCAGGUCAGUGAAAGUUAUGGGUGGGUGGAGCUUGUUCAGUUCCUCAGCUGUGGGAGUUAGAUGAUUAAUAAUAAGUGGUUCUGCACUGUUCCUUGCUAUAAUUGAAAAUAGUGGAUUACUGGAUCCUCCAAUUAGUGGUUGGAUCAACUUCUACUUCAGUUGUAAAAAACCUCGUCUCCUCUGUACUAACUGUUGAUUUCUGGUUAUGGAAACAAUUUUUUUUCUUUUG
This is a messenger RNA of Carica papaya (papaya), 2169 nucleotides long. RefSeq names its product 2-oxoisovalerate dehydrogenase subunit beta 1, mitochondrial. NCBI's taxonomy places the organism in Eukaryota, Viridiplantae, Streptophyta, Magnoliopsida, Brassicales, Caricaceae. Gene Ontology annotation, cellular component: oxoglutarate dehydrogenase complex. The record is from RefSeq and is a predicted model, not a curated record. Gene Ontology annotation, biological process: response to nutrient; branched-chain amino acid catabolic process.